ACCUGGAAAAGACAAACGGGGUGAGUGAGUGGAACACGUUGUCCUUUACCUUGAAAACGCGGUUGAAGUGAAGUGGAGCUGUGCACAGCAUUAUGGCGAGUGCGCUGUGCAGGAGGGUUAGACAGGUCAGCCAGUCGUCUGUGGUUCACACACUGGUUCAGAGGAUCGUGGCUGUCAGAGGGUUUUCAGCCGCAGGUUCGUCUGGAUCAGAUGAGCCCUAUAUAUCUGUACCAUCUCAAAACUCAGGUCCUACAACAAUAUGGCCAGAUGAGAUGAUGGGUCCGUUCGGGCCUCAAGAUCAAAGGUUCCAGUUGCCAGGCAACGUGGGUUUCGACUGUCACCUCAAAGGUACAGAGUUACAGAUGAAAGUCCCGGUCCACCGGACAGUCCCGGAUGUUUUAACCACCCCGUCUAGCGCAGAGAGGCACGAGUUCAUACUCGCACAGUUCGUCAAUGAAUAUCAGGGUAAAGAAGUUUCUCUAAUGGCGCAGAGAGUCAGUAAAGCUGAACACUAUUUCAGUCAGUCAAAUGUGGAGUGUUCCAUGCAUUCCUGUCCAGAGCUGCUGAAGAAGGAGUUAGAGCUAUUUUUCCCAGUGAUGCCUAUGAGUCCCAUCACUGUCGUCACAGUAACACAAAAGAACCAGAAGUUGGGAACAGAGGAACUGAACAGAGAUCAGGAUGAACUACUGGAUCAUUUUGUCAGCGGUGCUAAAGAAAUCUGCUUCACGCUGUGGAGAGGAGGAUACUGGGCCGAUUUCAUCAAUCCAUUGUCAGGGAAAGCUUUUUUUGGCGAUCAGACGGCGGACUCGGUUCUCCAGCAGGAUGUUCAGCGUCACGCUGGCUUUCACAUCGAGGACCUGGCGUCUUGUACGGUCAUACGUCACGUAUCAAAGGAGACGCCCACUUUUGUGUUGACACUAAUCACUAACGCGCCUUCCAACAGUCUGAUCAUGGAGAAACUUCUUCAAGGACACUCCAGCUCUUCAGAGGAAGCGGACUGAUGGACGUUUUCUGCACAGUAUUUCUACCCAAAAAAUAGUAGUUUCUUAAAAUGAAAGAGAUUUUGAAUACGAGAUGUUACAAAAACCGUGCUGUUGUGAGCCGAUUCAGAAAACACAGCAAAACUGCUAAUUUAUUUAUAAAAUAUGAACAAAAAGUAUUUUCUAAUACACAGCAACACACUUAAAUUCAGUUCUGAAACCACAUGGUGCUUUACAACACAUCAGCCUUUAGUCACGCCGCUGACUUGAGAGUGCGUACGGUCGGUAAAACAUCAUCUAGAGUCAAGACGUCUGAAACAGAGAGGAAACUGGAACUCAACUAGUGCCACAACACAAUGUUAAUGUCUGUCUGACGAUGUUUUUUAGGAGAACCUGAGAUCUGCGUUUUUAAUGGUUGAAGUUCAGAUACACUAGAAUACAGAUGUACUGUAUGUACUUUUCAUUUGAGUUUGACUGACUCUUGUUGAACAUGAAUAAAGUUUGGUCUCACCAAGA
Rhinichthys klamathensis goyatoka is the source of this 1496-nucleotide messenger RNA. RefSeq names its product metabolism of cobalamin associated Da (gene mmadhca). The transcript has 8 exons. Gene Ontology annotation, biological process: cobalamin metabolic process. Gene Ontology annotation, cellular component: mitochondrion. Bases 93 to 1001 code for a protein of 302 amino acids. NCBI's taxonomy places the organism in Eukaryota, Metazoa, Chordata, Actinopteri, Cypriniformes, Leuciscidae. The record is from RefSeq and is a predicted model, not a curated record.